Messenger RNA from Equus quagga, 3474 nucleotides. RefSeq names its product SEC23 interacting protein (gene SEC23IP). Lineage: Eukaryota; Metazoa; Chordata; Mammalia; Perissodactyla; Equidae. The coding region runs from base 63 to 3083 and encodes 1006 amino acids. Gene Ontology annotation, biological process: endoplasmic reticulum to Golgi vesicle-mediated transport. Gene Ontology annotation, molecular function: protein binding; metal ion binding. The transcript is spliced from 19 exons. Gene Ontology annotation, cellular component: COPII-coated ER to Golgi transport vesicle. The record is from RefSeq and is a predicted model, not a curated record.
UUUCCGGCCCGAAGUGCCGCACCAGCUGGCCGGAGACGUGUAACGGACGGUGGGCUGCGGCCAUGGCCGAGAGGAAACCUAACGGUGGCGGCGGUGCCGCCUCCGCCUCCUCGUCGGGUACUAACUUACUCUUCUCCUCCUCGGCGACGGAGUUCAGCUUCAACGUGCCCUUCAUCCCGGUCACCCAAACCGCCGCUGCCUCGGCCUCCUUGCUCUUGCCCGGAGAGGACUCCACAGAUGUUGGCGAGGAGGACAGCUUCCUCGGUCAGACUUUGGCUCACACGUCUACCCCGCAGACAUUUAGUUACUUCUCUCAGGUAUCGAGCAGUAGCGAUCCUUUUGGGAAUAUUGGACAGUCGCCGUUGCCAACUACAGCAGCAUCGGCUGGACAGUCAGCAUUCUCCAAGACCCCGACUGCUCUCCCUUUUACAACGGGAUCCCAAGAUAUGUCGAAUGUGUUUUCACCAUCCAUUUCGAAGGCUCAAUAUGGUGCUCCACCUUCUUCACAGAUGGGAAUAAAUACUUAUCUGCCUUCUCAGCCAAGUAGUCUCCCGCCUUCAAAUUUUGGGAGCCCACCCCAAGGAACACCGCAACAAGGAUACAAUCCAUAUCGCCAUACCCCUGUGAGCAGCAGGGCGAAUCCUUACAUUGCACCCCCGCAGCUGCAGCAGGGCCAGACACCAGGCCAUCCCACUCCUCCUCCACCCUCCGGACCCCCUGUUCAGAUGUACCAGACGCCUCCAGGAGCUUCGCCACCGGUUCCUCCUGCAGUGCAGUCAGGGCUGUCCCCUCCUCCACAGCAGCAGGCGCUUGCCAGACCUCUGGGUCCCCCCGUGCAAGUGCCACCUCCUUUUUUACUUCAAAGCCAAUAUGAACCUGUUCAACCCCAUUGGUUUUACUGCAAGGAGGUAGAGUACAAACAGCUAUGGAUGCCUUUCAGUGUGCUGGACUCUCUGAAUCUGGAAGAAAUCUAUAAUUCAGUCCAGCCAGACCCUGAGAGCGUGGUCCUCGGCACGGAUGGGGGCCGCUACGAUGUUUAUCUCUACGACCGGAUGAGGAAAGCCGUGUACUGGGAAGAGGAGCCGGCGGAAGUGAGACGCUGCACGUGGUUUUACAAAGGGGACACAGAUAGCAGAUUUAUUCCCUACACAGAGGAGUUCAGUGAAAAACUGGAGGCUGAAUAUAAAAAAGCUGUAACCACGAAUCAAUGGCACCGUAGAUUAGAGUUUCCAAGUGGAGAGACAAUUGUUAUGCACAAUCCAAAGGUUAUUGUUCAGUUCCAGCCUUCAUCAGUGCCAGAUGAAUGGGGAACCACACAAGACGGACAGACAAGGCCCAGGGUUGUAAAGCGUGGAAUUGAUGAUAACCUUGAUGAAAUUCCUGAUGGGGAAAUGCCUCAGGUGGAUCAUUUGGUGUUCAUGGUACAUGGCAUUGGACCUGUGUGUGACUUGCGCUUUAGAAGCAUUAUUGAAUGUGUGGAUGAUUUUAGGGUGGUUUCUCUCAAAUUGCUGCAGACACACUUCAAGAAAGCUUUAGAUGAUCGGAAGGUCAGCAGAGUAGAGUUCCUUCCAGUUCACUGGCAUAGCUCCUUGGGCGGGGAUGCCACGGGCGUUGACAGGAAUAUUAAGAAAAUCACUUUACCAAGUAUUGGUCGGUUUCGUCACUUUACCAAUGAAACCUUGCUAGAUAUUUUAUUUUACAAUAGCCCCACCUACUGUCAGACGAUUGUGGAAAAAGUAGGAAUGGAGAUAAACCGUCUGCAUGCACUCUUUAUGAGUCGGAACCCAGACUUCAAAGGAGGAAUCUCUGUUGCUGGUCACAGUUUAGGUUCUUUAAUAUUAUUUGACAUCCUGUCUAAUCAAAAAGAUUUGAAUUUAUCAAAGUCUCCUGGGCCUUUUGCUGUUGCUAAUGGAGUUGUGAAGCAGCCACAUUUUCAGGAAAAACAGGCUCCUGAAGAGCCAAAGCUGACUUUGGAUGAAUCUUGUGACCUUGAUGUUGAAAAUGAAGAAGUCCUAACUUUGCAAGAAACUCUGGAAGGACUUAGUCUCUCUGAAUACUUUAGCACUUUUGAAAAGGAAAAGAUCGAUAUGGAAUCUCUGCUUAUGUGUACAGUUGAUGACCUGAAGGAAAUGGGCAUACCCCUUGGACCCAGAAAGAAGAUAGCUAACUUCGUAAAACAUAAAGCAGUUAAAUUGGAACAGAAAAAAGCAGCAUCAGAAAAGAAGGCAGUGAUGGCCGCUUCGACAAAAGGACAAGAGGAAAGUGCUCAGAAAGCUAAAGAAAUGGCUUCUAUCCCCUCAGAAUCUAACGGGUCCAAGAGGAAACUUCCAGUUGGUGCUUACGUUUCUUCUAUGCAUGUUGAUUAUGAGUCUUUUGAAGUUGGCACUGGACAAGUUUCUGUUGUUUACAACUCAUUAGACUUUGAACCAGAGAUUUUCUUUGCCUUGGGAUCUCCAAUUGGUAUGUUUCUUACUAUUCGAGGAGUGCACAGGAUAGAUGAGAACUAUAGGCUUCCCACCUGUAAGGGAUUCUUCAAUAUUUAUCAUCCACUUGAUCCAGUGGCCUAUAGAUUAGAACCUAUGAUUGUUCCAGAUUUGGACCUAAAAGCAGUUCUCAUUCCACAUCAUAAAGGCAGAAAAAGACUUCAUUUAGAGUUGAAAGAAAGUCUCUCUCGUAUGGGAUCUGAUUUGAAGCAGGGUUUUAUUAGCUCUCUGAAAAGUGCUUGGCAGACGUUAAAUGAAUUUGCCCGCGCUCAUACCUCUUCAACUCAGUUGCAAGAAGAAUUAGAGAAGGUAGCCAAUCAAAUCAAAGAAGAGGAAGAAAAGCAAGUAGUUGAAGCAGAAAAGAUUGUUGAAAGUCCAGAUUUUUCCAAGGAUGAGGACUACUUAGGAAAGGUUGGAAUGCUAAAUGGAGGCCGCCGAAUUGACUACGUCCUUCAAGAAAAGCCAAUAGAGAGUUUUAAUGAAUAUCUUUUUGCUCUUCAGAGUCACUUAUGCUACUGGGAAUCUGAAGAUACUGCCCUGUUAUUACUUAAAGAAAUUUACCGAACAAUGAACAUUAGUCCAGAACAGCCCCAGCAUUGAUUGGACUUCACUUUCACUGUAGAGUUGCAGUACGAUUACGUUGCUGAGAAGAUCCUCAGAGGACGUUCCCAGCUUGCUCCUGUGACGGGUGACAGAGAAGUGAUUCAUCGACAGUUGCUCAGAUGUGAUUCUCAGAUGUAGGGAUUCAUUUUAAAGAAAACAUACCGAACAAAAAGACAGUGAAAAACCAGUACCACAUUUGGACAGAAGAGACGAGAAAUGUAAUCAUCACAAUGAUGCAGUUAAAAAUUCCUCUGAUCAGUUUAGUUGUACAGUUGUCAAAGUAAUGUGUGAUAUCAACGAAGAAAUACCUGUAGCAUGCAGACGUUUGUUUCUGUUUCUUAAAAAAUUAUUGUCAGUAGGCUAUUAAACUUGCAUUUUUUUAAAUUAA